Molecule: messenger RNA, 1691 nt
Organism: Vigna angularis (adzuki bean)
Lineage: Eukaryota; Viridiplantae; Streptophyta; Magnoliopsida; Fabales; Fabaceae
Exons: 5
Coding region: 356-1429 (357 amino acids)
Source: RefSeq, a predicted model, not a curated record
GUGUGCAAAGUAGGGUUGUCAGGAGCUGAAUCUUUAGUGUGUACGUUUCCUUAUUCUGUUCCUCCUCGUACACUUCUUCACAAAACUAACAAAUCCUCCCAAGUUUAUCGAACUGUUCCCAAGCUUUUCGUAUUCGAAUCUUCUUCUUCAUUUUUGUCCCUUUGGAAAGCAACGGAAUUGGCGAAUUGGGGUGUCACAUGACUCAUCCUGCAAGUGGUUCAUGAAAUUUUUUUCUUCUUUGCUCUUCGUAGAACAGAUAAUUGACUACAACCACCUUGAAGUUGAGACAAGAGUAAUUGCAAACUUGCUAUAAUCAGACAAUAUCAGGACAAUUUGCUAUUCCAGAAAGGAUAUUAUGAUCACUAUGGAUGUAAAAGGCAUAACAUGGGUUGGAAAUAUGUACCAGAAAUUUGAGAAUAUGUUCCUUGAAGCAGAAGACGUGAUGUACCAGGAUACAGUUAAGUACAUAGAGGAUCGAAUGCAGGCUGUCAGAGAAAGAGUUAAAAAAAUAUAUUCAGAUAUUAUGGAGGAUUUAAUUCCCUCAAAUGAAAAGGUAGGCAUUGAAUUGUCUAUAGAUAAGCAUGCUGAAGCUGGGCUCUGUAAGAAGCCAUUUCAAGUUUCUAACGAAAGACAUGUAAAAACUGAUACCAAGCAAUCAACUGAGGAUUCAAGGAUUGAUCAUGGUGUUGAUAAUGUUGCCACACUUGCUACUGCAUAUGAUGGAACUUCUAAGGCCGAUGCUUUGUUCAUGCCAUCUUUGAGAAGUUCCAUUAGUUCACCUUCAAGACAAUUUGUUGGAAGAAUGGAUGUUAAAUCAAACCUUCCAGUAAAUGAUAAAAUGGCUGCAACCAAGAUAAUUGAUGAAACCACUUUGGCUGAAACCACUUUGGCAGGAACAAUUGCAAGCAUAACAUCACAAUCUUGUGAGACCUCAAACCAAAACCAAAUCCAGAAUCAUGGAGUGGCAUGGAUUUACUCUGAAACAUACUUUUCUGAUGGAAUUGAAAAUGAUAGUACCACACAGUGCCCCAAUUAUCCGGUGUUAGUUAAAUCAGCUGGAGAGAAAAAAAUUGAUACAAUUUCUUCCUCUCAUGUCUCAUUUGAAGAGCCAGUUGAACAAGGCCAUUGUUUAAUGCAACAAGAUCAUCUGAAGCUUGAGGAAUCUUGUAUAAUGGUGGAUGGAGAUGAAAUUCAAUUACCUCCCAAAGCAAGUGGUAAUUUGAAUACUCACAAGAAAAAAUCGCGGCAACCCUUUUCUUUGUCCAAGAAAUCUGCAAGAAAGCAAGAAUAUAAGGAGCUUGCAGCAUGGCAUCUGAACAGUGAAAAAGGAAAGGGAGAUUGCAUGGAGAAUUUUGAUCCAACUUUACCACAGGAUCACAAGAAAUCACUUCUGCGUAGUAUAUCUGAAUCUGAGUGGGAGUUUCUCUAACUCUAACACCAGUAUGAUUAAAUUGUGUAGAUACAAUUUCGGCCAAUGCUGCUACUUUGGAUUCACUCAUUAGUCCUUAUGGAGAUUUAAGAUGUUGAAAUGAUUUAAGUUCAUACAAUAUUUUAUGCUAUCCAACCUUUUUCUUUUUGCUGCUCACAGAAAAGGGAAAAGGAGAAGCUGUAAUUAGGCCAUUCAGAUGAGAACCUCAAAUAAAAUAUGUGAAACUGCUAUCUAUUUUAUGGAUGCUGAACAUUUUUAUGUA